Rattus rattus (black rat) is the source of this 1916-nucleotide messenger RNA. RefSeq names its product YTH domain-containing family protein 2. Lineage: Eukaryota; Metazoa; Chordata; Mammalia; Rodentia; Muridae. Gene Ontology annotation, biological process: mRNA destabilization. Gene Ontology annotation, cellular component: cytoplasm. The coding region runs from base 151 to 1740 and encodes 529 amino acids. The record is from RefSeq and is a predicted model, not a curated record. The transcript has a single exon. Gene Ontology annotation, molecular function: mRNA binding; N6-methyladenosine-containing RNA reader activity.
GCUCGGCGACAUCCCCUCCUCUCGCAGAGACCAAAAGGUCAAGGAAACAAAGUACAAAAUGGUUCUGUGCAUCAAAAGGAUGGUCUAAAUGAUGAUGAUUUCGAACCUUACUUGAGCCCACAGGCAAGGCCGAAUAAUGCAUAUACUGCCAUGUCAGACUCCUACUUACCCAGUUACUACAGCCCCUCUAUUGGCUUUUCCUAUUCUUUGGGUGAAGCUGCUUGGUCUACUGGAGGUGACACAGCCAUGCCCUAUCUAACUUCUUAUGGACAACUGAGCAACGGAGAGCCCCACUUUCUACCAGAUGCAAUGUUUGGGCAACCAGGAGCCCUAGGUAGCACUCCAUUUCUUGGUCAGCAUGGUUUUAAUUUUUUUCCCAGUGGGAUUGACUUCUCAGCAUGGGGAAAUAACAGUUCUCAGGGACAGUCUACUCAAAGCUCUGGAUAUAGUAGCAAUUAUGCUUAUGCACCCAGCUCCUUAGGUGGAGCCAUGAUUGAUGGACAGUCAGCUUUUGCCAAUGAGACCCUCAAUAAAGCUCCUGGCAUGAAUACUAUAGACCAAGGGAUGGCAGCACUGAAACUAGGUAGCACAGAAGUUGCAAGCAGUGUUCCCAAAGUUGUAGGCUCUGCUGUUGGUAGUGGGUCCAUCACUAGUAACAUUGUGGCUUCUAGCAGUUUGCCUCCAGCUACUAUUGCUCCUCCAAAACCAGCAUCUUGGGCUGAUAUUGCUAGCAAACCUGCAAAACAACAACCUAAGCUGAAGACCAAGAAUGGCAUUGCAGGAUCAAGUCUUCCACCGCCCCCAAUAAAGCAUAACAUGGAUAUUGGAACUUGGGAUAACAAGGGUCCUGUGGCAAAAGCCCCCUCACAGGCUUUGGUUCAAAAUAUAGGUCAGCCAACCCAGGGAUCUCCUCAGCCUGUAGGACAGCAGGCCAAUAAUAGCCCACCAGUGGCUCAGACAUCAGUAGGGCAACAGACACAGCCAUUGCCUCCACCUCCACCACAGCCUGCUCAGCUCUCAGUCCAGCAGCAGGCAGCUCAGCCAACUCGCUGGGUAGCACCUCGGAACCGUGGCAGUGGGUUCGGUCAUAAUGGGGUGGAUGGUAAUGGAGUAGGACAGUCUCAGGCGGGUUCUGGAUCUACUCCUUCAGAGCCUCACCCAGUGUUGGAGAAACUUCGGUUCAUUAAUAACUAUAACCCUAAAGAUUUCGACUGGAAUCUGAAACACGGCUGGGUUUUCAUCAUUAAGAGCUACUCUGAGGACGAUAUCCACCGUUCCAUUAAGUAUAAUAUCUGGUGCAGCACAGAGCAUGGUAACAAGAGACUGGAUGCCGCCUAUCGUUCCAUGAACGGGAAGGGUCCCGUGUACUUACUUUUCAGUGUCAACGGCAGUGGACACUUCUGUGGAGUUGCAGAGAUGAAAUCUGCUGUGGACUACAACACAUGUGCAGGUGUGUGGUCCCAGGACAAAUGGAAGGGUCGUUUUGACGUCAGAUGGAUUUUUGUGAAGGACGUUCCCAACAGCCAACUGCGACACAUUCGUCUAGAGAACAACGAGAAUAAACCAGUGACCAACUCUAGGGACACUCAGGAAGUGCCUCUGGAAAAAGCUAAGCAGGUGUUGAAAAUCAUAGCCAGCUACAAGCACACCACUUCCAUUUUUGAUGACUUCUCACACUAUGAGAAACGCCAAGAGGAAGAAGAAAGUGUUAAAAAGGAACGUCAAGGCCGUGGGAAAUAAAAAGCGGUUCUGCACAGACUGCAGCAACGGUUGCGUCUGCUUAUCCUAAGAGGACACGAUGACCUGCAAGAAAAUUAGGACUUUUUUUCUUUUCAUUGACUUCAGAGACAAUUGCAAACUUGCAGUUUAAGUAUUGGAAUUUCACAAAAGACAUAGGACUUAACUGGAAAAUGGGG